AUGCCGCAAAAGAAACCCAAGGAAACGGCUGUGAUUAGGACAAGGCGGCAACGCUUGCUGGAGACUCUGGUCAUCUUUCGUCGAAGUCUCAUUUACCAGACAAAGGAGUUCUUUCAGAACUCAACGCUCCACGGCGUUCGCUAUAUUGCGGAAACGGGUCGGCCCAUUGGCGAGAAGUUUAUGUGGUUCUGUUUCACAUCGAUUGGCGCUGUUACGGCUCUGGUCAUUAUCAUGAGCCUGUGGGAGAAAUUUCAAACCAAUCCAACCAUCACUGGUCUGGACACGGACUUUCACAAUCAGAACGUUGUUUUUCCCACCACUGUGGUGUGUCCGGACUCGGCCUUCGAUCAUGAAAAAUCCUACGCUGAGGUCUACAAAUCCCUGGCCAACUACGAUGCGGAGAAGGCGCAGAUGUUUGCACCGUUCCUUGAUAUGCUUACCUCGCUCAGUUUCGAGAACAUCCGGGAUGCACAAAUGCUGGCAGAGGCAAUACCGUCCGACCUGCUGGACGAGCACACAAUUCGCGAUUGGGCGUUCCGGGCCCAAAUCCCCUGCGAGAAUGCGCUAAUCUCUUGCAAGUAUCGGGACGAGGACAUCGUCUGCUGCGAUCACUUUCAGCCCAUUUACACGGAACAUGGCUUUUGCUACGCCUUCAACAGUCGCUUCAUGUCCACCGCAACCGAAGACACCAAAACUGGGGCACCCCAUGACCUCUAUGAAACGGACAAGAAGUGGGCUCUGUUCUUUCUACCCAAUAGCACUUCUCGGAUAUUUAUAUUCUCAAACGAGGAGUACUUUGGCUCCGAUUUCAAUGCCCAAAUUGACUGGACGGAGGAUCAACUUGUGGAAGUGCGCAUCUCCAAGAAAAACACCUACACCACAGAUGAUGCACGCCAGUUGUCCAUCGGCCAGCGCAAGUGCAUCUUCAGCGACGAGGUCAAGUUAAGCUACUUCCCAGAUGCCUACACCUUUUCAUCCUGCAUGAAGCAAUGCCGCAUGACAAAGGCCAUCAAGCUAUGCAAAUGUAAUCCGCCCUUCUACAAGCCCAUCAGUAAUGUACCCAUGUGCGCAGUCAAGGACUUUACCUGUCUAAACGACUACAAGCUGAACAUAACUAAUAUCAAGGAUUGCCUACAGUGUGAGCUUAGCUGCUCCAAGACAGUGUUUAAUAUAGAUAAGCUCAUGAAAUUUAUGGAUCGUUCGGAUUCGCCUGGCGUUCUAGUCGAGUUCCUUACUUGGCCCAUCAUUCGCUACAAGCGUGAGGUACUCUUCGGCUGGGUGGAUCUGCUUGUGUCCUUUGGCGGCAUCGCCAGCUUGUUUCUCGGCUUCUCGCUGCUCUCGGGUGUUGAGAUUAUUUACUACUUUACCCUGCGCGCCUGUUGUAUGGUCUACAAGAAUCGGCAAGAGCUGUACGAAAUUGAGCAACGCAUCCGUCACGAGCCGCCACCGGCGAUUGAUCUUCAAUUAAAACUGAAGUCCCACGCAAAUCCAUCGUGUAAUUCAUCUGAUUCGAGGACUGAUUCGAGUGUGCUUCAGGUGCAGCCUGCGGAAACGCAUAGGAACAUGGAACUUUACCACUUGGCGCGUCAGCGAAGGAACGAGAAGGAUUAUUUGAGCUAUUCAAAGAGCAUGUAUCGGACUCCGAAAGUUGUGCCCGAACAUGGCUAUGGAAGUAAUAGGGAUAAAUGGCAAUAUGCACAUGGACAAUAUUUACCCUGAAAUCGUAACAAAUAUUGGAAUAAAAAAAGGCCUGACGACUCCAGGAACCACAUUAAACAGAUGUUUCGAGCUGUAUACCG
Molecule: messenger RNA, 1799 nt
Organism: Drosophila grimshawi
Lineage: Eukaryota; Metazoa; Arthropoda; Insecta; Diptera; Drosophilidae
Gene: ppk23
Product: sodium channel protein Nach
Exons: 8
Coding region: 1-1719 (572 amino acids)
Biological process (GO): sodium ion transmembrane transport
Cellular component (GO): membrane
Molecular function (GO): ligand-gated sodium channel activity
Source: RefSeq, a predicted model, not a curated record